GACGGACCCGAUCAAGGAUAACUAUGGACCCAUGUUGAGUGAGUUCCACCACUAAUAUCUUAUCCGCCCACCAUUUUCUCUCAUCUGCAAAUUCUAAUCUCUUGAAAUCAAAGCCCUCAAGCAAAAAACCGAAUCUUUCCUUUCUCCAAAUUCCAAUGGCAGAAAUCGUUGUUAGCGCCGUUAUCACCGUGCUGUGUGAGAAGCUGAUCUCUGGUGACAUUAAGCUUGCUCGAUCCGAAGGAAUCGAUUCUCAGCUGAACAAAUGGAAGAAAAACCUGCCCAUGAUCCAAGCCGUGCUCGCUGAUGCAACCGAGAAGCAAAUAAAAGAGAGAGCUGUUCAACUGUGGGUGAACGAUCUCCAUCAUUUGGCUUACGACAUUGACGAUGUACUCGACGAUUUGGCCACCGAAGCUCUGCGACGCAAGUUGAAUCAAGAAACUCAAGCCAGCACCAGCACUAGUAAGGUAUUGAAGCUCGUCCCAAAAUGCUGUACUAAUUUCAGUCCUCGCAACAUUAUGUAUGGUCAGCAGAUGAGUUCUAAGCUAGAAAAGAUCACCAUCAAAUUGCGUGAUCUUGUUGACCAGAAAAAUGAUUUGGGUUUGAAUGUGAAUGUUGAAAGGUCAAAUAUAACAGAGAGACGUUUGGAGCAAACUUCACUGGUCGAUGAGUCCAAAAUAAUGGGUCGGGAAGGGGAUAAAGAGAAAUUGUUGGGAAAGUUGUUGGGAAAUGAAGGAUGUGACCAGAAUGUUAGCGUAGUGUCCAUAGUUGGAAUGGGUGGAAUAGGCAAAACCACUCUUGCCAAAGUUUUAUACAACGAGCAGAAAGUGAAAGAUCACUUUGAAGUCAGGGCAUGGGUUUGUGUUUCUGAAGAGUGCGAUGUGUUUAAGAUUAGCAAGGCUAUCUUUCAAGCAGUAACAGGUCAAAACAAAGAUUUUGCUAAUCUUGAUCUGCUUCAUGUGGCCCUCAAAGAAGAACUUUCAAAGAAAAGGUUCCUACUUGUUCUAGAUGAUGUCUGGAACGAAGACGACAGUAAGUGGGAACAAAUACAAAGUCCUCUUCUUGUAGGGGCACCUAGAAGUAGAAUUAUUGUCACAACCCGGAGUACUCGAGUUGCAUCAGUGAUGGACUCGCAACAAACUUACCCGUUAGGAGUUUUGUCAAAUGAAGAUGCUCUGUCGUUAUUUGCUCAACACGCGUUGGGAGAAAAAAACUUUGACAAACAUCCAACACUUAAGUUGUUUGGUGAAGGUAUGGUUCAGAAAUGUGGUAGAUUGCCUUUGGCUUUGACAGCACUUGGGAGGGUCUUGAAGGGAAAUCGAAAUGGCGAUAAAUGGGAGGAGUUGUUGAAGAGUGAGAUAUGGGAUAUAGAUGAUGGAAAUAAGAUUCUUCCGGCUCUAAAACUAAGCUACUAUCAUCUCCCUCCACAUCUCAAGCAGUUGUUUGCAUAUUGCUCCUUAAUUCCCAAGGACUAUGAGUUUGACAAGAAUAAGUUAGUCCUAUUGUGGGCGGCAGAAGGAUUUUUGUCCCAAUCAAAAGGAAACAAGUCAAUGGAGAAUUUAGGUCAUGAGUAUUUUGAAGAGUUAAAGUCAAGGUCCUUUUUUCAACAGUCAACGUAUGACGACUUAGAAUAUACAAUGCAUGACCUGAUGAAUGACUUGGCCACAAGUGUUGCAGGAGAGUUUUCCUUUAGAUUGGAUGGUGAGGUGGAUGUAUCUGACAUGAAUGAAACUUCUGAUAAGUUUCGUCAUCUUUCACUUGUAGGUCAAGGAUCUGGAUCAUAUAGAAAGUUUAUUGAAUUACAAAGAGCUAAAUACUUGAGAACUUUCUUAGUCAUGUCAGAUGGUUGGGAGGACGGCUCUUUGGACAAGGUUCUUCUUGAACUACAAUUCCUGAGGGUGCUAAGUGUCGUGGGCUUGGAUGACAUGUACGGAGAUAGUGAGAUAAUCAGGAAGGUACCAGAAUCCAUUGGUAAUCUCAAGCAUCUACGGUACCUUAAUUUUUCUUAUACCGGAAUCACAUGUUUGCCUGAAGAAGUGAGUGAGCUUUAUAAUCUUCAGACCUUGUUGGUUCAUGAUUGUUUUGAGUUAUCUAGCUUGCCAAAAAAUUUUGCAAAGUUAAUAAACCUACGACAUCUUGAUAUAAGUAAUACUCCGAAAUUGAACAAGAUGCCCUUGGGGAUUGGUGGGUUGAUGAGUCUACAAACUCUAACCAAGGUUAUUAUUGAAGAAGGUAAUGGGUUCAAAAUAUCCGAUCUUAAGGGCCUAUCUGAUCUUCAAGGACGACUUUCGAUUAAGGGGCUUGACACAGUUAAAAAUCCAAUAGAAGCAAAGGUUGCCAACUUACAUCAAAAGAAAGGUCUUGAUGUUUUGGAGAUGGAAUGGAGUGAUGUGUUUGAUGAUUCUCGGAAUAAGAUGAUUGAAUAUGAAGUACUUAAAGAACUAAGGCCUCAUCCCAAGUUAAAAAAGCUCAAGAUUUUCAAUAACAACGGAAUGGGAUUUCCUACUUGGGUUGGCGAUCCCUCCUUUGAUCAGUUAACAAAGCUUACAUUACGUGGUUGUAGAAGUACACAUCUACCAACACUUGGAUGUUUAGGGUGUCUUAAGAAAUUGAUUGUUGAAAGUAUGAAUGAAGUGCAGACCGUGGGUUUUGAGUUCCUUGCACCUGCUAAUUCUAAUCCUUGCAUUGCAUUUCCAUCCCUUCAAGUUCUGAAAUUUGAUGAUAUGAAAGGCUGGCAGAGAUGGUCAAUUAAUAGUGGUGACGGACAUGGAGCUCCUAGAUCAUUUCCUUGUCUUCAUGAGAUCCGUAUAGCCAAUUGUUCAGAACUAGCUGAAGUUUCAAUCGGAUUGAUACCUUCACUUCGGGUUUUAUAUAUUGAAGAAUGUUCCGAAGCAGUGUUAAGAAGCAUGGUUGGUUUGUCCUCAUCACUUGUUGAAUUAAAAAUGUUAAAUGUCAAAGGACUUACUCAACUACAUGGAGAAUAUUUAAUGCAUCUUAGGCCACUUGAACAUCUUUAUAUUGAAAAUUGUGAUGAACUGAGAUACUUGUGGGAACGAGAAUCAGAGGCAUGCAAGAGUCUUGUGAGUUUACAGAAGUUGGAAGUAACAAAUUGUAAAAACUUGGUUUCAUCAGCCGAGAAAGAGGCUAAUAUCGGGAUCAGCAUGGAAUCACUUAAAUCUGUGAAAUUUUAUAACUGUGAGACAUUGGAUAGUUACAAUUGUCCAAAUAGUGUUGAGAAUUUGAUGAUCGGGGAUUGUGAUUCAGUGACAUCUUUGACCUUCUCAGCAGUGCAGGAGCACCCAUCCCCUCUUACUGAAUUGAUAGUCGGUGAUUGUGAUAACAUACAAUUACAACCCAAACCCAUUCCAGCAAAAGACUUCAGUUUGUCUCGCUUAACAUAUCUUAAGAUCAGUUAUUGCAAGAAUCUAAAGUCAUUUCCUCAUCAGCAUUUUCAAAGUUUCGCAUCUUUGGAAGAACUGGAGAUACAUCAGUGUCCAAGUAUGGAUUACUCCUUUCCUUGUGGGGUGUGGCCUCCUAAUUUAACCAAACUAACGAUAGGAGGCUUAAAUAAGCCCAUGUCAGAGUGGGGUCCGCAAAGUUUUCCUACCUCACUAGUUGACCUAUGCUUAUUUGGCAAAAAUUCAGGAGUGGUUUCAUUUGCAGUGGCAGACGAUGUGAGGAAUACUUGUACUACUCCUUCAUCAUCAUCAACUUUUCUUCUUCCACCAUCUCUUGUUUCUCUAGCGCUUUUUGGUUUUAUGGAUGUGGAAUCAUUUUCAGAGGUCUUACAACACCUCCCCAGCCUUAAAAGACUUGAAAUUUAUAAUUGCCCAAAGCUUGGAGAUCUUAAGACCAUUUACAACCCAUCAAAUGUGACAAUAGGUGUGUGGAAGUAGAAAAGGUGCACGUUGGACCAAGGCUGUCUACAUGAUGUCAUUGAGGCAAAUCAGCUAAAUACGCAUGGGGAUGGACGUUGAAAAAAGUUAUAAGACAAUCAAGGGUUCGAGUAAAUACCAAAUACAAAUUCCAUAUUUGGGAUGAAUGGUGGAUGAAGUGUUGUAUAGGUUCACUGAAUUGUACUUAGAUGUAGUAAUUAUCAAACAUAGUUUGUUUUGGGAUUUUACUUAAAAGUAGUUUAUAAAAAAAAUGCACAGUACAAGAAAUGGUUAUCUUUAUAUAUAAAUAAACAAUAAUAAAUUACAAAAUUA
This is a messenger RNA of Lactuca sativa (garden lettuce), 4205 nucleotides long. RefSeq names its product putative disease resistance RPP13-like protein 1. The record is from RefSeq and is a predicted model, not a curated record. NCBI's taxonomy places the organism in Eukaryota, Viridiplantae, Streptophyta, Magnoliopsida, Asterales, Asteraceae. Gene Ontology annotation, molecular function: ADP binding.